CACUAAUUCUUCAAAACAUCCUAAAAAUGUGAUGGAAACUAAUUUAUUAAGGUCUAAAAUUUUUGAAGAAGUAUUGGAAGAUAUUGAAGCAGUAGCAGAAAUAUGUUCACCAACAAAAUCUAUUUAUCAUACUGAUAUAAAACAUAAAAAAAAAAAGAAAAGACCAUUUGGUCUAAAAAGACGGCCUGAUAAAAAAAAAUCAAAAUCAAAAAAAAGUGAUAGUAAAAAAAAAAAAUUAGUUGUUAAAUUAAAUUCAAAUAAUGUUAAAAUAAAUCCUAGUAUGAUGCCAGACAACAGCACAUUGAGUUAUAAUGAUGAUACAGCAACAUCACCACCYUUAAAAAAAAUUAAACCAUCUCUUCCUGAAAGUAGUCUGCAGGAAAGUUCAAUUCAACAGAGUAGUUCACCUUUAUUCCAAGACCUAGCUAACAUUACUCUAUUACAAAAAA
Molecule: messenger RNA, 449 nt
Organism: Diuraphis noxia (Russian wheat aphid)
Lineage: Eukaryota; Metazoa; Arthropoda; Insecta; Hemiptera; Aphididae
Product: PHD finger protein MBD-R2
Biological process (GO): regulation of transcription by RNA polymerase II
Cellular component (GO): NSL complex
Source: RefSeq, a predicted model, not a curated record